Molecule: messenger RNA, 2451 nt
Organism: Spodoptera littoralis (African cotton leafworm)
Lineage: Eukaryota; Metazoa; Arthropoda; Insecta; Lepidoptera; Noctuidae
Source: the annotation of a GenBank genome assembly
AUGCUAUUGUGCAAAGGAGUAAACUUCAUGAGAUUUUAUUUUGUUACAGUGUUUGUAUUAACAUUUGUAUGUUGCAAUCAUGCUGAUACAAGGUCUAGUAAUAAAACAAUUAAAGCAAUGAUUAUCCAAGAAAUUAUGAAAAAAGUAUCUAACUUAACAAUAAACGCUUUAUCUAAAGCUCCUCAUGAAAAAAAGGAAGACAUUUUAAACAAAAUUGAAAAUAAAUUGAGGAAAUCUGCUAAAUCAAUGGGACCUGAUGCAGAAAAAUAUAUUAAGUACAUUAUGGAAGAGUUUAGAAGGAAGACGUUUAAUAAAAACAAAAACCAUGACAAGACAGCUUCUGAAAUUAUAAGAAAAAGUGUUCACGUACGAACCAAAGAAGUGCCAACAUUACGAAUUGGAAUAGACAAAGAAGGAAAAAAAGAAGUCAUAAAAGAAAUAGCAAGUAAAAUUGAGUUUCUUGCGAAAAGCUAUCUGAAAGAUGCUAAAACACCUGAGGGUAAGAAACAGGUAUUGGAAAAAAUUAAGAAAAGAAUAAUGGAUUCCGCUAUGCAAAAACACAUCAUGCUUCACAACAGACAUGACGAACUCAAGACAUAUAGUAAUCUUAUAGCAAGAGGUCUCGAUUUAUCCAUUCAAAAACUGCUUGGACAAGAAAUAGACGGAAGACGUAUGGUUAUUAAGUCGUUAAAGGAUAUAAACGAACCGACUACGGAGAACCAAAAGCGUGAAACAAAAAAAGAAGACCCGGUAAAUGAUGUCGAAUCGAAUAUAGAAGAAAUUAACAAAUAUAAAAAGUUAAUAUCUCAUUCGUUAAAUGAUACUUCCAUAGACCCACGCUGUAAUGAUAUUAUAGAGGAUACUUGUCUUAGUAUUCAAUCUUUUAACAAAUAUUCCUGUGAUGACCAUAAAAGUAUACCCAUUGUAUAUCUAUGCAACGGCGUUGUUGACUGUUUGGACAAAAGUGACGAAAAUAACUGCACGGCCAAAGCAAUGGAAAAGAUCCGCAAAGCCGCUGCUGUAAUGACAGAUAUAGAAGCCUCGAUUAAUCGAAAAUGCUUUGCAUCAACAAAUACUUACCUUUUAUCGUCACACAAUCAAAUAUUGCGAGAUUUAUUGAAAACGGAAAUGGAAAUGAUAGUAAAAAAAAUUCCAGCCAAUCCAAAGCCAUCCGAUUCUGCGACAGAAAAACCAAAUGAAAAUGAAGUGUUUAUACUAAAGAGAGUAAACGACGUGAAUGCGAUCCUUAGUACUUUGUCAUACGCUCUAGAUGGUACACUUUGUGCACACACUAAGAUAGAUCCAGAUCAAUACUUCACCGAUUUUCGAAAAUUUAAUGAUCAAUUCGAUGAUCUUGUGGAAAGACCCCGGGACCUCGGCUGGUCACCAAAAUCAUGUUCCUGUAAAGGACAGUAUUGUAAAAACCCACAGUGUGAGGCCACAUGCAAGCGCAUAUGUUGGGAGAGAUACAGUUUGAACCAUUGGGGUUGUCAAGCCUUGAACAGUGCUACGAGUGUCUCACUAGAUACCAUUUGUGAUGGAAAACUUGACUGUUUCGAUGAAACCGAUGAGUCACAAUGCACGUCAGAUAUAGUUUCUUCCAAAUUUGGCGCUAUAAAAAAAUACAACAUAUUGUUGGAACUUUUGACAGAAAAGUCUAAAUCGUACGAGUAUCAACGCAGUCGCAACAAGGUGCUUGCAGUGCACAGUCUAGUUCGGCAAUUACAAAAACAGACCGUUAAAACCAAUUAUGACAGCCACAUUAUAAAAUCUCUAAGAGAUGAAUGUUUUCUGCAGUUGGUCUCUAUUUACGAUGACUUUAUGCAAACAGCUAGCUUAGACGAACUGGACGAGCACUAUCUUACUUUACUCUCAAUUAACGAAAAAUUGAUACAAGCUCUUAAAUUAUCUCACACUGGAAACGAGAAAAUAAUAUCACCAGAAGGGUGUUACUGUAGAGAUGGACUCUGUGCUCUGCGGAGGUGUAGCAAGAAUUGUAUCCAUGCUUGUCUAGCCGAACCUCUGCUAACCCGAUACUCAUGUAAUGUCACUAAUAUGACAAUACCUGUUGAUGCAAUUUGUAACGGAAAAGACAACUGUCCCAACGGAGAAGACGAAAAGGAUUGUAUUAAGGAUGUUUGUCGGGGACAUCAUUUAGUAUUGUUACGUCACAAUUUAAAAAAUAUAGGAGUGAAAGACAAGUCUUUCGUAAUGGCAGAAGUACUCGAGUCUUGGAAAUCUAAGGUGUCGGCCGCAAUAUACGUCGCAGAGUCUACCGAAAGACCCAAUCAUAAGAUAAUGGUUGAAGUAGUCAAUCGUGUUCUCAAAGACCUUGUGAUGGCAUUUGCGUCGAUGGAAGAGUUUAAACGAUCCAGUUCUGAGCAUGCACUAAAGGAAUUUGAAGCUAUAUCUAAAACUGUCAUGCAAGCGUUAAAGACUUGUGCUUAUUAA